Hibiscus syriacus is the source of this 1536-nucleotide messenger RNA. RefSeq names its product serine carboxypeptidase-like 45. The record is from RefSeq and is a predicted model, not a curated record. Lineage: Eukaryota; Viridiplantae; Streptophyta; Magnoliopsida; Malvales; Malvaceae. The coding region runs from base 39 to 1475 and encodes 478 amino acids. Gene Ontology annotation, cellular component: vacuole. The transcript is spliced from 10 exons. Gene Ontology annotation, biological process: proteolysis. Gene Ontology annotation, molecular function: serine-type carboxypeptidase activity.
UUCAAUUCUGUACCGCACUUCUCUUAACCUCAGAGAAAAUGCAAUCCUUGACUGUUAUUUCUUGCUUGUUUCUGGUUUCCAGGGUUUAUGCGGAGCUGAUAACAAGACUGCCGGCUCAACCUGCCAAUGUUUCUUUCAAGCAAUACUCUGGUUACAUUGUUACUGAUGCCAAGCAUGGUCGAGCUUUGUUCUACUACUUUGUGGAAGUGGAUGCUGCAGACCCACUGUUGCAUCCCUUAACUUUAUGGUUCAAUGGAGGGCCUGGAUGUUCAUCUCUUGGCUUUGGUGCAUUUAUGGAACAUGGUCCUUUCCAGCCAGGAGAAGAUGGAAACUUGGUCAAGAAUCAAUAUUCAUGGAAUUUGGAAUCAAAUAUCUUGUAUGUUGAGAGUCCAAUCGGAGUUGGAUUUUCCUACUCCAAUACUAGCUUGGAUUAUAUCGGCGUCAAUGAUACUUUUACAGCUGAGGAGAAUCUGAAAUUUCUUGUUAACUGGUUCAAAGAAUUCCCGCAAUAUAGGAACUCUGAUUUGUUCCUGACUGGGGAAAGCUAUGCAGGCCACUAUGUACCACAGCUUGCUGCUUUAGUGCUGGACUACAAUAAACGUUCCAAUUGCAGACCAAUCAAGCUCAAAGCUCUUGCAUUGGGAAAUCCUCUUUUGGACUGGGAAAUCAGUAUUGACAACACUGAGUUCCUUUGGUCACAUGGAAUCAUUUCGGAUGAACUACUCAUGCUGAGAAAGACAGUAUGUAGUCGCCCUAGGUACGCAAAAGAGAUGAUUCAUCAGAACAUAUCCAAAGAAUGCAAUGAUGUGAUACACAAAGAAGCUGAAGAAAUAAGCGAGUAUACCGACUCUGGGGAUCUGAUUUUGCCCCUUUGCACAUCAACAAGCUCAUUAGGGCAGUCUCUUUAUCUAAGGAAAUUCGAUACACAACAUGCAGAGCUUGGGAUGAAAUCAGUCAUCCCUGGUGAUCCAUGUAUCGGAGAUAGGAUACAUCGAUACCUUAACAAGCCCCCAGUUCAAGAAGCACUCCAUGCAAACACAACUCGUCUUCCGGACGCUUGGGAAUUUUGUGGAGGGCCUGAUUAUCAAAGAGAUAACUUAGGAAUCAAUAUCAUACCUAUUCUAUUGAAACUUCUGAGAAGCCGUGUUCCAAUUCUGUUAUUCAAUGGGGAUCAAGAUUCAAAAAUCCCAUUAACACAAACAAGGAUAAUUGGCAACAUGCUAGCCAAAGAAAUGAAAUUUGUGGCAUUGGGAAACUAUGCUCCCUGGUUUGACACCAUCCAGAAUCAGAUUGGUGGGAGGAGUCAAUCAUUUGGCCAAGCAAGGAAUGGAAAGAAGGUGACGCUUUUGACGUUUGCUACGGUUAGAGGGGCAGCACAUGAAGUUCCCUACACUUCUCCUUCACAAGCUCUCACUCUAUUCCGGGCAUUCAUUAAGGGAUCCCCUUUACCUACAACAAUCAAAAUCCCAAGUUGAUUUUCACUCUCAUGUUUUGCUGCUUCAGUUUGUGCAAUAAAAUACUUUUGUUAUUUUAUAU